UCUCUCUCUCUCACGCACACCCUCUCUGUGUUGUUAUUGGCUCAUUGAAUGUCUCCACCAUCAUCCAUAUGAUUAACCACCGUAAGGCUAUGCUGAGUGCUGUGCUGCCUCUGUUCACAGCUCUGCUGUUCUGUCGCCGUCAACGUUGUUGUGUGUGAAAGCCUCGUUGCUUGGCAACGUUGCCACUGGCUGGUUGAUUGUUUCGUCGUUCGCCUCCUCUCAGGACUUACCACCACUCACUCACACUGAGUUUAAAAUAAUUUUUUCUUUACGCAUUACGUACCAUUCGCUGUUGUUACUCGUGACUGUAAGGACGUGUGUCGUGUUCGUAUCGUAUUGUGGCCAUCUAUCAUAUCUCUAACUCUUACAUCCCAAACGUCCGUCGUCGUGUGUGAGUGUGUGUUCGGAGUAGAGUUGAAGAGGAGGUGUCCACCUUACACAGUAACAAAAGAAAAAAUAAAAUAGAAAUAAUAACAACAACAAGAAGAAGAUAUAAGAAACAAUUUAUUACAAAACAAAGAGCUCUUUUCUGAUUAAAAUGUUUUAAACAAGGAGUUUUGACAUUUCAAAACACACACACAAAAAUAUCCUCAAGAAGAAACCCAAACAAUUAUUUUCCUGAAAUAUAAAAACACACAAAAAACCGAAGGAUUUUGAAAAUCCUUUCCUCCCAAAAUUUUAUUCUUUUCUACAAUUUUCGGCUUUAUCAAAAUCAUAUUUUGAUAAACACAACGGCUUCCAAAUGAAGAUGGCUUCGCAGAGAUUUUGUUUGCGAUGGAAUAACCACCAAAGUAAUUUACUAUCCGUUUUCGAUCAGCUGCUACAUGCCGAAACAUUUACGGAUGUUACAUUGGCCGUGGACGGUCAAUAUCUCAAAGCACACAAGAUGGUUCUCUCCGCCUGCAGUCCCUACUUCAAUGCCCUGUUCAUAAACCAUCCGGAAAAACAUCCCAUUGUCAUAUUAAAAGAUGUCCCUUAUGCCGAUAUGAAAUCCCUCCUAGAUUUCAUGUAUCGCGGUGAAGUUUCUGUCGAUCAGGAACGUUUAACAGCAUUUUUGCGUGUAGCCGAAAGUCUACGCAUUAAGGGUCUAACCGAAGUCAAUGAUGAUAAACCCUCAAGCAAUGAACCCACACCCCAGCCACCACAGUUGCAACGCAUCCAACCGUAUGUGGUGCAAGGCCAACAGCAGCAGCAACAACAACAGCGUCAUAAAACCCACCAAAAUAAUGGUUCACCCCUAACAACGGCUGCCGGCCAACAGAAGAGCCAGCAAGAGUCGUUACUCACACUGGCAUUGGCAUCGAUGCCCAAACGUAAACGUGAUAUGGGCAAUGAUCAUCAGUCAACGCCACAAAUUGCUAGUGUAACGGGUCAACAAAAGCCAAGACAACAGCAACAGCAGCAGCACCAAGAAUCCCUGCUAACGCUGGCCUUGGCUUCAAUGCCCAAACGUAAACGUGGCAGGCCACGUCGUUUGUCGGGCAGUGAUGAUGCUGACUAUGAUGAUUACGAUGGGGAAAUGGGUGAUGGUAAAAUGUGCAAUGAUUCGUAUUCCGGCAAUGAAGAUGGUUCCGAUGAUAAUCAAAGGGAUUCGGGAAAUAAUGAUGAUUUGAAUGAAAGUCACGACUCACUCUCACCCUCAAAGAAAGCUCAAAUGAACCAGGAACGCCAUCAACAUCACGACGAUAACAGCACAUCCGAUGGCAAUGACAGUGAUAACGAUGAACCCAUGGACACAUCUUAUAUGGAACCACAAUUAAUGUUGGAUGAAUACGAUGAACCGGUUGAAUUCAAAUACGAUCCAAAUGCCAACGAUUCACAAGAAAAUCAACUCUCCAAUAUGUCGCAACAGGCCCGCCAACAAGCAUUUCUCAUAGCCGCCCAACAGAAACAUCAACAACAAUUGGCCGAGGCAGCUGCUGCAGCGGCCGGAGGCCUGCAAAUGGCCAAUGUUGUGGGUGCGGGCGGUAUGACGGGUCAAUUGUUGAAUUCAAUGGUUAGCAUACCGAAGUUGGCGCCACUUGUCAAGCCUGUCAAGCCAAAGAUUAAUAAACGUGUUAAGUUGAAGCAAAAUGGUGUUGAUAUUAAGCCCUUUGCCAACACAACUGACUACAUGGAAAUGUUAUCCAGCAACUACAUGAAUUCCGCCCAAUUGCAAAAAAUGAAAUCUGCCCUCAGCGCCAGCACCGGCAGUCUAAAUGUCAAUUCACCACCACCCAAAACCAAAUUGAAUACAUCGUGUAAUUCCAUUAUUGAGGGCGAAGGUGAGGGCUCCGUACGUGAUUACUGUACCAAAGAGGGUGAACACACGUACCGUUGUAAGGUUUGCUCUCGCGUCUAUACACACAUAAGCAAUUUCUGUCGUCACUAUGUCACCUCCCACAAGCGUAAUGUCAAGGUCUAUCCCUGUCCGUUCUGUUUCAAAGAGUUUACACGAAAGGAUAAUAUGACGGCGCAUGUUAAAAUCAUACAUAAAAUUGAAAAUCCCACAUCAGCAUUGGCAGCGGCGGCAUCGGGCAACCCAUUGCCAAUGCCAGGACAAAUGUCGGCAUCGGGUUCACAGAAUGUGAGCGCAUCUUCGACACCAACUCCACCUGAUUUGAAUGCACAGACAUCAAAUCAAUCGUCAACUGGUGGGGGUAGUGGUAUGGGAGGAGGUGUAAUGGGUGUAGGCGGUAUGGGCGGUGGUAGUGUGAGCAUGGCUGGCGUUAUGAGCGGCUCUGGUUUGUCAUUGAAUACAUCAACACCAGCAGGAGGCUUGUCAUCAUCGGCGUCAUCUUCAUCGGUAAGCUCACCACCGGGAGCCAUGGCAACAUCGACGCCAACACCAACGCCCACUCCAACCGCAGCCACAGCAGCAGCCGCAGCGGUGGCGCAAUGAAUUAGCAUUGUGUACUAAUAUUAGUAUAUGGUUUAAGUGUAUAAAUUAUUAAGCAAAGGUUUUGGCUUUUUAUGAAAAUAGUAAAACCCCACCCCCACCACCUACCCCUCUUUAAGUUUUCAUUUCUUUAACAAGGAAUAUUAGCAAAAAAUACCCUUUUAUUUAAUUUAAACUAUUAUUAUUCUCCCCCCAAAUAUUGUUAGGCUGGGACUCAGACGUUAUAACUUUGUAAUAUAAUUUAAAAAAAAAAAAAACAAAAAUAUUUAAAUAUUUAGCUUUUAAAGUUUGUGUUGGGAGAACACAAAUCGUUUUUCAAAGGAAUUCUAUUUACAAAACACAAGAAAAAGGCUUCCAAAAUAUUCCAAAAAAAAAAAAAAAGAACGAAAUAAAUCAAAAAAUGAACGCUUCUUAAACAAAACAAUGUAAAGUAAUUUUUAUAGGAUUCUUAAUUUCCAUUAAAUAUAAUUAAAGAAAGAAACACAACAAACAACCCCCCGGUUAAAAGAUUUCUUUGUAAAAGAAACUUUGAAAAAAGUAAUUUUUCUGGGAAAAAUUUCAAAAAUUUUUUGUUAUAUUUUUUUUUUAAUUAAUUUUAUUUUACCUCCCUUUUUCUGUUAUAAUUUUUAUUUUUAUUCUUUGAAAAAUUCAGUUCUACUGUUAUGAUGUUGUGGAGUUUCCUUAGAAACUCCUGGCAAAGUUUUUUUUUUGUUUUAAUUUUAAAUGUUUUUCGAGUUUUUCUUUUAUUUUUUUUUUUCAUUUUUUGAAAAUUUCGAAUUUUCUUUAUACGGAUCUGCAAGUGAAAUUGACAAUAUAUUUCAAUAAAAAACCACGGUAAUCCUAGAUAUUUAGGAUCCCCACUAUUUGACCCCCACCAUUCUUUUUUGUCUUUAUAAGUUUGUGUGCAAUUAAUUCUAUUUUUAGACAUUUAGUUAAUAAUUUAAUUUUUAAAUAAGCAGCACUAUCCCCUAAUUAUUUUUUUAUAUAAUAAAUAUUUAUAAUUUAAAAUGUAGCAUUCACAAUAUUUUGUAAUUUCAUUUUUGGAGUUUUUUUCUUCGUACCCAUUAAUUACGUACAACAAAACAAAAUCAAAGGUUAAAACAAUUCACCAUAGAGUGCCUUAUGCCAACCAAGCAACACCUAUCGACACAUAAAGUGUACUUUGUUCCACAGCAAUCACUAGACACUAGUACUUCAUAAAACUAAACUAAAACUAAAAAAAAAAAACACAAAAAAAAAACAAACAAACUUAUCAAAAUCUUAGUUAAAUUUUUUCACACAUAUAUUUUUUAUUAAUAAUUAAGUUUAAUAUAUACUUUGUAUAGACAAAAGAAAAAAAAAACAAAAUAUAGAUGAAAUCAUUAUCAAAUCCAAGAAUAUAUCAAAAAAAUAUCUACCUUGUUGCCUUCAAAGGAAGCUAAUUCUAAUUUAACUAAUUAACAUAAUUUUUAUGGCUACUUUUAUUUUGUGUAAAUUAAUUGAAUUGCUGGUUAUAUUUUGAUUCUUUAAUUUAAAUUCAAAAAAAAAAAGGUUUAUUUAUUUGGCAUGACCUUCAAUCAUGCUGUCGCACAACCUUUUCCUAGCUCCCUCCCAAACAACUCUUAAUCUUUCUUUCUACCAUAUUUUUAUAACUCACAACAAAACCCCCAUUUGUUUUCUCUUGUAAUAUAACAUUUGUUUUUUUUUAUUAAAUAAUAUUUAUAUGAUUUUUUUGCAAAAGAAAAUAUAUAAAUCGGAGGCUUAAUAAUAUCGCCAAAGAACUAAUUUUUUUUAUAAAUUACCUACCUACCCCAUAAUUAAUUAUUAAAACAAGCAAAA
Musca domestica (house fly) is the source of this 4696-nucleotide messenger RNA. It is a transcript of the gene ttk, whose product is annotated as protein tramtrack, beta isoform. The record is from RefSeq and is a predicted model, not a curated record. Bases 743 to 2881 code for a protein of 712 amino acids. Gene Ontology annotation, cellular component: nucleus. Gene Ontology annotation, molecular function: protein binding. NCBI's taxonomy places the organism in Eukaryota, Metazoa, Arthropoda, Insecta, Diptera, Muscidae. Gene Ontology annotation, biological process: regulation of transcription by RNA polymerase II. The transcript has 6 exons.